AUGCUCAUCGAGAAGGGCCCAACUCCUGAUGCGAAACGGAUGGCUGGCUCUGGCGGCAGCAGCGUUGGCAGUGAGAACCACAGCAGUGCCAGCUCAGAGCAGCAGGCCGAGGACGAGGAUGGCGAUCUGGAGAUGAUCUUUAUGAGCAUCGGCGCACUGAACAGCACCGGCAUUGACGAGUCGGAAGACGAUGUGCCCGCCGCCGCCGCCACUGUUCAACAGCAGUCAACGUCCACCACCAACAGCACUUUUGCCUCGAUCGCCCAGCGCAACAUUGCCUCUGUCCUCCAGCAGCAGCAGCAGCAGCAACCACUCUCGCACAUUCAGUCACCGCCGUCCAGUGGCCAGGGAUCGAUGGUUCGACCACAGCAACAGCAACAGCAGCCACUGGCGCCCAUCAUCAGCAGCAGUCCUCACGGACCUGCCGGACCGACGUCUCCGCCGCAGCAGCAGCAGUCAGCGGCGACGACCACGUCUACUGCUGCUGUCGUCACCCGAUGCACCGACGGCAAACUCAUCACCUACAAUCCGGACAUCUACGAGGAGGCGGACAUUCUCCUCAGCAAUGAGAAGAACGUCAGUAACAUUCGUCAGCCCAAAGUGAAAAUGCCUGCCACUACCGCUGCCGUGUCCGGCAGUCAGCAGCAACAGCAGCAGCACCCAAGUCAGGCGACCAAUUCUCUGGUCAGCAGUAAUGGCGUGACCGCUAACAGCAGCAGUGGUCACCACCAUCAGUCCACCAGCACCAGCAGCAGUACUACUACUAAGUCAUCGAUGCGACCAUCACAUGUGAACCGCGGUGGCCACCACCACCACCUCAUCAGCAGCACCAAUGGCCACCACGCCAACAGUCACACAAAUGGCGGCACCUACGUGAACGGCACCAGCAACGGUGGCAGCCGGAACAAUGCUCACUCAACAUCCAACUCAUCCUCCACUAGUGCCAAUCAUGGCAAUGGCAAUGGCAAUAGUAGUAAUCAUGCAAGUAAUAAUAACAGCACCGCCGCAAAGGGCAUCAUCGCCGCCGCCGUCGCCGCAUCUUCGGUGUCGGGUUGCGGGCACUCUGGUGCGACUCUGGGCACUCGCACCACUGGUGUAGCUGGCAGUGCAGCAACAUCUUCAUCCAGCAGCAUGUCACCAGCGACGGCUUCUUCAGUAGUCAACAACUCGAGUAACCAUACUCCGCAACUCAGUGGCGGUGGUGGUCAUCACCGGUCAUCCACUGUGAACUUGGAGGCUCCAGUGUCGCCUCCGGAGAAGUCUCUGCACUUGAC
This is a messenger RNA of Rhagoletis zephyria (snowberry fruit fly), 1274 nucleotides long. NCBI's taxonomy places the organism in Eukaryota, Metazoa, Arthropoda, Insecta, Diptera, Tephritidae. The record is from RefSeq and is a predicted model, not a curated record.